AUGAUUCCGUCUCCAUCCUCGCGGUCGACUUCCUUGCCUUCUUCGGCCCAAUCACCUACAUCUGCCUCGCCUGUCUCGCCCUCGCGAUCCCGUGGAAACCAGUUCUACCACUCUGACCCCAUCCCUCAGUCCCCCACCCGUCCAUCCAUCGACCUCGCAAGACCCUUUUCGCCUGCACCCUCCCAGCCACAACCACAGCCCCCGUCCUCACCUACCGCAACAAAGCACACCUCCCUAGGCGAAAUGCCCACCUCCCAUCGCAACUGGAUCAAUAACAUUAGUAAUAAUACCACAAUCGACCAGAAUCUCCAUUCAACAAGCAAUUUCACAACAAAACCUGCGAGUUCAUCUUCAGAGAGAGCACUGCAGUUUAACACUUCAGAAAUAGAACGCAGCUUCCAGGCCCUGCUCAAGAAGCAGCCCAUAGCCACUCCAGGUCCUUCGUUGCUCCAGAGCAAGACCCAUCGACACUUGCACCCCAAGGAUGCUAGCCAGCCUAGACACUUGCUGACCACAGGAACACAGAUACAGCUGCGACCAUUGCCAGGAUCACCCAACAGCAGCCAUUUGUCACACUCCCCUAUCUUUGGGUCUCCCGCCGCAGAGCACGCCCGACAUUGGAUUAAAUCCGCAGGACUCGGUCGGGACCAUAUCAGUGACUCGGAGAGUGAACAGCGGGAGAGCAGUGACCAUGACAGUUAUGAGGAUAGUCAGCAGCAGCAGUGGCAGAUUGAUUACGACCACCAUAUCGCAGGACACGUCGAGCUCGAGAUUGAGGCAGAGUCUUCUUCCAACACUGCUGUGGACUCAAAACAACAACAACUACAGCAACAACUGCAGCAACGACAACAACAACAACCAUCUUGGACAGGAAAAGUACAUCCCAUGUUCAACAUGUCGGACCCGCAAGGAGUGAGGGACCAUGGGCUGUAUCCAGGACUGAUCUCACCAACAGCAGGACAACCCUCUAUUCGCACCAAGGACCAGUCUGCCAUCCACCCUCUCUCUCCCGUCCCACCCUCUCCUAGCUCGGGAACUUCAACACCCAGGAUGCCACAGUCGCGAUCGCCCGAAAUUCGACCACAGGUGGUUCUUCACCCGCCAGGAGACGCUGCCCUUGGCUUUGAUCUCGGAUCGAUACCUCCCCUGGCGCCUAUUGCAGUCAACCAACCGCUCCCACCUCUCCCACCUCUGCCUGCUCAACCACCCUCAACACCUGACCAGUCUCGACUUCGAUCCAAACAGGUCAACAGCAACAGCAGCUGCACCAGCAAAAGGUCAAACACGCCCACCAAAAAGUCAUCCAAGACCAACCUUCUUGCGGUCAAACCAAUACCAUUCACGGAAAAGAAACCCGUCUCGCUUACCAACCCGCCGCGAAAGUGUAUCCAUCACGGCAAGAUCUUGCAGGUCAUCAACACCUCGACCGUUAAGGAUCGAUAUCUCUUCUUGUUCAGCGACAUCCUGGUCAUUGCCAAGCCUAUGUCGGACGGCCACCCAACUAUCGAUAGUCGAUUCCAAGUCAAGGAUGUUAUUGAACUCAAAAAGAUCUCUCUUAGUCUGUCCAGAGACAAGUAUGACUCAAAGUCUGGCGAUGCAGGAUCGUCUGGAAAUCGCAAAAUACCCCCUGUCCUCGCAGAGUUCAUCCACACCUUUGACCAAAGUCCCAUCCGGGCGCUCAACACCUUUAUCCAAAAACGCGCUCUUCAUCCGGAUCCAGUCUCUGUCGCCCACCUCUUGUUUAAGACACCAGAGUUGUCAAGAACCCAACUCGCCCUGUUCCUCUCCAACCCGGCGAACAAGCAUGUCUACAGAGCAUUCUUGGAUCAGUGUCAGUUUGCAGGAGUCUUGUUGGAUGAAGCCUUGCGGACGCUGCUUAGUCGCCUCUCUCUUCCCAAUCGUGUCGAUUCUCAGCGCUCCAAUGGACAUUCGGACCGAACCUUCAACAGUGUCGACUAUUUACUGGAAGAGUUCACCCGACGGUGGUACGAGGUCAACGUGAAUGUUGUCGUUUAUGACGCAUCCAUUGCCCACAAGCUGGUCAUUGCCAUGAUUGUCCUCAACGCACAACUGCACAACAAUGAAGGAGCAGGAAUUGUCCGAGACCGAGAGGAAGUUGGCACCCUUGUCAGACCCCGAGUCGCUUCUCAACCGUCUACGCCCACCAUACCCUCGACACCCGUCAUGGAGUCGACCCUCCCUGCACCUUUGGUGCCUGCACCACAACAGUACCUGGCCAUGGAGCUGGAUGAUUUGACGCUGUUCCCGACUCCGACCAAGGACUCUUUUGUGGAAAUGUUCCAGCUCUUGGAUCAACAGCGCAUUGUCUCCAGGGAUACUCUCCUCAACAUCUUUUUGUCGAUCAGUCACCAGCCCCUCGAUAUCGAAUUCGACAAGAUGGACACGCACACCAGCAACCCCAAAUCCAACUUGGUCGCUGCGCGCAAGCUGUGGCCUAUCCUUAUCUCGCCUGCAGUUCUCCCCCCACGGUUGACACUCAAGAUCCCCUCGGACUCUAUUACCAUUACUGUGCCGGUCCUCAAUCCGCAUUUUUCGAUCCAUGUCGGCGGACGCGAUCUCAAGUGCGAGCCCUCAGUUCUAGAGUUCGGUUCACACCGGAGUCAGCGGUUCAAGAUCACGGGUCUGGUUCCUGGCAAGAAAACGUUGACGAUCCAUCCACGGCUUGUUUCCGACAAGGGAUCACCUGAGCAGUUCUAUGAUCUCCAGAACUUGCCAACCAAGCACACUGUUGCCAUUGAGCGACAGUUUAUGCGCCACACUUUCCAGAUUUCACUGUUGAACGAUUUGGGGACGAGGCGCCGGUACCUCUUUGGCACGUCUUCUGCUACCGAGAAGGAUGAGUGGGCUCGAGUUUUGACAGAGUGCCUGUUGGUAGCAAAGGGUCAGAAUGCGGUCCGGUUGAAUGAGCAUACGGGUCUGGAGCAGUCGAUUGGACUUCAAAUCCUAAAGGAAUUGUUGCUGGGAGUUGAGGCUUCGGAUGAGGAUGAGUUAGGGGCUACACAGCCGAACGGGAAACCGGAGCCCGUCCCUUCUCUGCCCAUUCCUAUCCCUCUUCCUGGCGUGCCGCCGCCUGCACUUGGGCUGGGGAUUCCUUUGGAUGGUCUUGGCAUGGCGGGUAAGACUGUUGUUGGUUCACCGUUAUCUGCUGUGAGUCCAAAGGUGCUUCCACCCACGGGCCAUGCUAGUCCAACGCUGGGGACAGGGGCUGCCGUAGGUAUUCCCGGAGGUCCAGUUUCGGGAGGAGCCAAUGGUGCCGAGUGGACCUCAGCUAAUAUGCUCAAGGAUGCGUGGAUGUGCAAGAUGCCUCGUCCUGGUUCAGCUAUUCCUGACCGACACGGGUGGGAGUUGGUUCGGUUGGUGGAGCAGAAUAGUUUGAUGGCAUUGAUGCUUGGGUUCAUGGGAGCUCUUGGUCGAGACCGACUUCGGCGGGUGGAGGCGGUGAGGAGGGCUAUGGAGGAAGAGGCAAGGCUGGCAGAGGAGGAUGGUUUUGAGGAAGAAGAAGAAGAGGAGGAAGAAGAAUAUGAGGAUGAGGAUGAAGAUGAAGGAUUUGAGGAGGAUGAGUAUGAGGAUGGGUUGUACGAGGACGUCAUUGAGGAAGGAGCGGAGGCGGAGGGAGAAGAGGAGGAUGACGAUGGGAGCCGCAGUGAGAGCACUGCCUCCAAUAAUAAUAACAGUAUGAAUGGAUAUGAUUCAGGAGGACGAGGAAGGCGACGACGCCCUGGGCCGAAUUUUUCACGAUUGCCGCAGCCCCCAAGAAGAAGAAGGUCGGUUAUUGUUGGAGCUGAGCCCGCGUUUGAGAGGUUUGCCACCACCGCCUCCAACCAUAACGCCACCUCGUCUGACUCUGCGUUCGGUAGGAUUGCCACGACCGUUGUCGUCGGCGCAGCAGCGGCAGACGCAGACAGGGAACGUGUCGAGAGGAUGGAGAAGCUAGAGGAGGGGGACGAGGAGGAGAGCCAUGAUGACGAGAGAAUGGCACUAUCGGAAGACUCUGAAGAUGGAGUUGUGUCUGCAGUGUCUGGCAAGGUGCGCCAAGUUAAAGGCAAGGAGAUUUGGUGGACGCAAUAG
Messenger RNA from Linnemannia hyalina, 4089 nucleotides. The record is from the annotation of a GenBank genome assembly. Lineage: Eukaryota; Fungi; Mortierellomycota; Mortierellomycetes; Mortierellales; Mortierellaceae.